Monascus purpureus is the source of this 3446-nucleotide messenger RNA. NCBI's taxonomy places the organism in Eukaryota, Fungi, Ascomycota, Eurotiomycetes, Eurotiales, Aspergillaceae. The record is from the annotation of a GenBank genome assembly.
CUCUUCAGGGACAGUCAGUUGAGCUCUCCAUGGAAUUUAAUAAUAGCAAGGUCCGUUGCUACGCUAGCCACGUAGCGUAGCUCGAGGUUACACCACAUGUGUCUAUAUUUACUACUCACUACGCCGCUGCAGUCCUCUCUCAAGCUGAAUCAGCGUGCAAUCUAGAUAAUUUGCUUUCUUCUAGAUGGAAUUGAAGAUUUUCGUGUGGAUCCUUCUGGGACUCCUACAGAUCCCGGCCGAGUGCGCUUCAAUUCAAAGUGCGCGGAUUUCCCAGUGCUUGAGACGACAUGGUGGUUACGAUCAGGUCCCCAAGAAUUCAAGCAACUUGUACCAGACCAAGUUCCCCGGAGUUACCUGGGACCAAGACAAUUGGCUCCUCACAACCACUACUCUCAACCAGGGCCACUACCAGUCUCGCGGCUCCGUUGCAAAUGGAUACCUGGGUAUAAACGUAGCCAGUGUCGGCCCGUUCUUUGAGCUCGAUAUUCCCGGCCACGGCGAUGAGAUAAGUGGCUGGCCCCUGUUUUCUAGGCGCCAGUCCUUCGCAACCAUCAGCGGUUUCUUUGACGCCCAGCCUACGACCCCUGAGACCAACUUUGCCUGGCUUAAUCAAUACGGUGACGAGAGCGUCAUCAGCGGAAUUCCACAUUGGAGCGGGCUGAUCCUUGAUCUUGGUAACGGUACAUACCUGGACUCUAAUGUCGAUAAUCGCACCAUCUCCGGUUUCAGCUCAACCUAUGACUUCGAGGCUGGGGUUCUGUCCUGGUCAUACCAGUGGACACCUGAUGGCAACAGAGGCUCUUACAACAUCACCUACCGGUUAUUCGCCCACAAAUUGCACGUUAAUCAGGCCGUUGUGGACAUGGAGAUUAUUCCCUCUGUGCAGGCGGAGGCGAUGAUAGUUAAUGUGAUUGAUGGCCACUCUGCCGUCCGCACCGACUUUGUGGAUUCUGGCGUGGAUGACAGUGCUAUCUUCACGGCUGUGCGGCCCUGGGGAGUCUCAAAUGUCACUGCCUAUGUUUAUGCCAAUAUCACGGGUUCUAACGGUGUGGAUUUGUCCUCUCGCACUCUUGUUUCGGACAAGCCAUAUGUGCACGCCAACGAGUCAUCUAUUGCACAGUCUGUUCGUGUUGAAUUUUUCCCAGGGAAGAGGACCCGCGUUACCAAAUUUGUCGGUGCUGCUUCCUCAGAUGCCUUCUCGUCCCCUAGAUGGACAGCCAAGAAGGCUGCCUUGGCGGCUCUGAAAAAUGGUUACCUUGAGUCUUUGCAUUCGCAUGUGUCGGAGUGGGCUCGCGUUAUGCCGGAUGAUGCUGUCGAUGAUUUUACCUACCCAGAUAAUGGUACCUUACCAGCAGAUGAUCAUAUCCUUAACUCGGCCAUCAUUGCGGUCACCAGCACCUACUAUCUUCUGCAAAACACCGUGGGCAAGACCGCCAUUCAGCAAGCGUCCGGCGCACCGCUGAAUAUGGAUAGCAUCUCUGUUGGGGGUCUCACAUCGGAUUCCUAUGCCGGUCUUAUUUUCUGGGAUGCCGAUACCUGGAUGCAUCCUGGUCUCGUUGCAUCGCACCCGGAAGCUGCACAGAGCAUCACGGACUACCGUGUAGCCAAAUAUCCGCAAGCAGUCUCCAAUGUUCGCACAGCAUUUGUGAGCUCGAAGAACCGUACGUCAUUUGAUGCUUCGGCCGCGGUCUACCCGUGGACCAGUGGCCGCUUUGGAAACUGCACUGGCACUGGCCCAUGUUGGGAUUACGAAUAUCACUUGAAUGGUGACAUAGGGCAGUCCCUUGUCAAUCAGUGGAUCGCGAGUGGUAAUACGCAGCGCUUCCGUGAGAAACUCUUCCCGAUCUAUGAUUCGAUCGCGACGCUUUAUUCAAAUCUCCUUGAACGGAAUGGAUCUUCUUGGACAUUGACAAAUAUGACCGAUCCUGAUGAAUAUGCGAAUUUUGUUGACGCUGGGGCCUACACGAUGCCGUUGAUUUCAAAGACGCUGCAGGGUGCCAAUGAUUUCCGCAAGCAAUUCGGCCUGCCAAUUAAUGAAACCUGGUCUGACAUGGCGGACAAUGUGCUUUUGAUCAGAGAGAACAAUGUCACGCUUGAAUUUACAACAAUGAAUGGAAGUGCAGUUGUCAAACAAGCCGAUGUGGUGUUGGUGACAUACCCCUUGGACUACACUCACAACUACAGCUCCGAAGAUGCAUUAAGCGACCUGGACUAUUAUGCCAAUAGACAGUCUCCGGACGGCCCUGCUAUGACGUGGGCCAUCUUUGCUAUAGUUACUAACCAGGUGUCAUCCUCGGGGUGCUCUGCCUACACUUACGCACAAUACUCGUAUGAUCCCUAUACGCGCCCGCCGUUCUUUCAAUUGUCAGAGCAGAUGAUCGAUGACCCUACGGUGAAUGGGGGCACACACCCAGCUUUCCCCUUCUUAACUGGCCAUGGUGGUGCCAACCAAGUCAACCUCUUCGGGUACCUCGGUCUUCGCCUGGUCCCGGACGAUUCUCUUCACAUCUAUCCAAAUCUGCCACCUCAGAUUCCCCAUCUCAAGUACCGUACAUUCUUCUGGCAUGGAUGGCCUCUGUCGGCCAAUUCCAACUACACCCACACUACUAUCAGGCGCGCGAACACUGCCCAUCUCGAUACAGCGGAUCCUCGAUUUGCCAACACGUCCAUUCCCGUCCAUGUCGGACCGGCCUCCAAUAUAACUGUCUACCAACUCCCGGUAAAUGGCACAUUGAUCAUCCCCAAUCGUCAAAUCGCUUCCAUAAACAGCGUUCCAGGAGACCUCAUCCAAUGCCGACCGGUACAAUCACACGAUGAAUACAGACCAGGCCAAUUCCCCAUCUCAGUUGUAGAUGGCGCAUCUUCGACAAAAUGGCAGCCAUAUUUUGCGGACAACGUCAGCUCGGUGACGGUUUCGUUGGAUCCGCCCAGUUCGGGCCCAGUGUCAGUGUCGGGUUUCUACUUCGAAUGGGACGGUGCACCACCCGUCAACGCAUCUGUGGUGUUCCACAAUGCCACCCUUGACGAGCAAGAGAUCAAAAGCCUAAUACCGUCUCUAUUCUCGCUUCCGAAGAAUAAUACUUCGACUGGGGUUUAUACCAUCGUGACGACGCUCACCAAUAUUGCCCUCUCCAACCCGUACGAUCCACUGAAGACGGACCCGAACGUGGUAAAGUUGCCAAGCGCAAAUACAACGAACGUUACUCUACCGGAGCCGGUGCCAGUACCGCGCUUCGCUUCGUUGUUUGUCUCGGGCAACCAGGCGCUCAGUCCGGAAGAUAUAGAAGCUAAGAAUGGCACGGGGGCAACGGUCGGGGGGUUUUCUAUCCUGGGAGGUUGAAAGAGGAUGGCUAUGAAUAUUAUGAGUAGUGAUAUUGAAAAGAUACCUAUGGUACACGGUUUACGAUCACCAUAUACAUUUCUAUAAUAUGAAUUUGCACACUAUA